Hibiscus syriacus is the source of this 2996-nucleotide messenger RNA. RefSeq names its product elongator complex protein 4-like. Bases 1823 to 2914 code for a protein of 363 amino acids. The transcript is spliced from 10 exons. Gene Ontology annotation, biological process: tRNA wobble uridine modification. The record is from RefSeq and is a predicted model, not a curated record. Lineage: Eukaryota; Viridiplantae; Streptophyta; Magnoliopsida; Malvales; Malvaceae. Gene Ontology annotation, cellular component: transcription elongation factor complex; cytoplasm; elongator holoenzyme complex.
GUUAUUUGAACUGAUUGAUCUUCGAUUCAGAAUUGUUCAUGUUCAUCUUCCAUUCUCUUUUUUUUUUCAAUUGUUUCAUUCUCGAAGAUUUUCCAAUUUGGUCAGUAGAUAAAUUAGCGGACAUCUAUAAGAGUUGAUUUUCAGUUGUUUGUUCAACCUGGAUGUGAAGAUUUGAUAUCAUUAUUAUUGUUUUUAUGAUAUUAGAUAUUGGUUGCUUUCAUGCUGCUGUUAAUUUGGGGCUUAGGGGUAUUUGUUGCAAAUAAAAAAAAAUUAAAUGAGAGACAAAAGGUCUAAUUAGAUGUUUAAAUGCUAUUCUACAAUACUCGAUUUCUUUGGUGAGGUAAAACCACAAGUUAUCGAAGGAAAGGAAUUUGGAACCGGAAGCCCUUUUACUAUUAGGUGAUAUAUUGAAUGAUGUUUGCUGAGGUUGGAGACGACAGAAGAGUUUUACAGCUUUGUUAUCUGUCCAUUCAAAAGAAACAAAUUGAGUUAUUUAACCUUGGAUGGAAUAACUUGAUGAAUGAUUGUACAUGAACUCUUGGUUUAUUCAAGGGUUUGAUAAAGCUGCAGUUUAAGCUCUAAUGAUUAUGAAGGACAGAUAGACAGGGGGGAUGGUAUAUGAAUUGCUAGUUUGCUGCUUCUUUUCAUGAUGCUUUCUGUGUUUUUGGUAAAGUUAAAGAUAAAUAUAGACCUCAACCGUUUGUCUUAGAUCUUAAUUUUUUUACUUAUUUUGCACGGAUUUUAAAAGUUUUAACUGUCUGUCUGUAACACUCCAGAUUAGCCCCAAAUUAAAAAUCCUAAAAUUUGAAGAUUUUCUUUCAAAUCCCUAAAUUUUGAAUGUAGGACUAAAUCAAACUGAUUGAAAUUCGGAUGCCUAAAUGGUGAUUUUAGUGACUCUUUUGUACAAAAAAUAAAACAUUGGGCCACUUCCGUGAACCCUAGGAAACGAAAGGACUAAAUUGGAUAUUUACCCAUUUUUAAUUAGAAUUCAAUCCCUAUUCUAUAAUUGUCUUGCGGCUGCUUGCUUCAAACUUUUUCCCUUCUGCUCCUCUUUGCUUCUCGCCAUUGCAUUGCAUCACUCUUUCCCUCGUCGUCAUUCUUCUUCGCACGAACCAGGGUCGCCGCAAGGUUACUCGAAGGCUUCGUCGCUCCCUCAUCUCUCGUGAUUGUCGCGGGUUCUCCUCUCUCGGUAAACAGAACUGAAAAAUCCAUUUUCCCCUUUGCACAACUGUCGUGGCCGGGGCUGUUCACGGCCGUUUUGGUUUCUCCCUGGCGGGGCUUCGCGUGUGGAAGGCUUAGUCGACCUUUUCAAGCCUGGGCAGCACCCGGGUUAACCUUGGGGGCUGCUGCCGCUUUUGGUGCGGGCUGGGCAGCACCCUGCCGCCGCUGGUAUGCCCUCUGCCACCAUGGGGUGCCCUCUGAAGCCCGUGGGGCGCCCUCAGCCUCUCCUCUGGUGCCCGGCCGCCGCCAUCGUUCAAAUCCAAACACCCGCUGUCCGGUUCCAUUUUGAAUGGGAAAUUAUAUUAAACGCCGUUUUAAUUUUUUCGUUAACCGGAAUUGUUGAAUUGGGGAUAUUAAUUGGAUGCUGUAUUUUUCAGGAGAAAUCGAAUCAGUAACUGAAUUGCCUCCUCCACCGUCGAUAACUGCUAAUUUCGAACCAACCCAUGUUACCCGUAUUGAUCAGCUGACCAUGGGAGACGUCACGAUUGCCAAUAGUUAUUUUGUCGAGGGUAUUGCUUGAACAAUCUUGCUGGAGUAGAACCGGGAAAGUCUUAGAUCACCGCAUAGUGUGGUGUUUUGGUUUUUGAUUGUUGCCACUGCUAUGGCUACGGCCAAGACUCGGACAAGCAGCUUCUGUCGAAACCUUUCCAGUGCAGCCCCAUCUCUAGGCCCUGGACUUAAGUGUGGGCCUAAUGGCAUGGUCUUUCUAUCUUCUGGGAUACCCGACCUUGACAAGGUUUUGGGUGGUGGGUUCCCUUUGGGAAGCCUAGUUAUGGUGAUGGAAGAUGCAGAAGCACCUCAUCACAUGCUUUUGUUGAGGAAUUUCAUGGCUCAGGGACUUAUUCACGGCCAACCUCUUCUCUAUGCUAGUCCAGCCAGAGAUCCAAAGGGGUUUUUGGGUACUUUGCCUAGUCCCGCUGCAUCCAAAGAUGACAAAUCCCGGGAACCUGAUCCACAUCAGGAGAAAGGUCUGAGAAUUGCUUGGCAGUAUAAGAAGUAUUUUGGUGAAAAUCAGCUAAAUUUUGAUGGCCAAAGAGAUGGAAAACAUGAGUACUCUAAUGAAUUUGACUUGCGGAAGCCCCUAGAGAGGCACUUAAUCAUUGGGCAGCGCAUAGAUUGUGUUAGCAUCCAAGAUUCUUCGGAUCUUUCCACUCUUCAAGAUAGAUGUGCAACAUUUUUAUCUCAGUUGCCACGAAAUGAUGGCAGCAUUUCUUGUGCUGGUCGUAUCACCAUCCAAUCAUUUUGUGCUCCACAGUGUGCAUAUUCUAACAUGGAGUGGGAGAUGCUUUCAUUUAUUAGAUCUCUCAAAAGCAUGAUACAGUCUUCGAAUUCGGUCGCCAUAAUAACCUUUCCUCCUUCCCUUCUUUCACCAUCCUUCGGUAAAAGAUGGCAGCACAUGGCAGACACGCUGCUUUCUGUCAAAGCAACUCAAGAUGAAGACAAGGAGUUGGCACAACUCAUCACUGGUUACCAGGAUAUGGUUGGCUUUCUGAAUGUGCACAAAGUGGCACGCAUCAACACACAGGUUCCUGUGAUUCUUGAGGCAACAACCUUCUCAAUCAAGUUGCACAAGCGUCGGUAUUUGGUUAUAGAAUGCCUAAAUCAGGCCCCUGUCGAUGGUUCGAGUGGAGCUUCGUAUGGCACAUCGGGUAGUUGCUCUAGUUCCUCCAAAACAGGGAACCUUGAUUUUUGAUUGCAUAGUUCAGUACAGUUGAACCCAUGACAGCAAGAAAAGAGAUGCCAACACAAACCCAAGAACUCUACCAGCGAUGCAA